AUGGGAACCGGCCUGGACCUGAGCGAGCAGCCGGGGGAGCUGGGCAUCGUCCCGCGGGCCGUUCAGCAUCUGUUCAGCGGCAUCCAGAACCGCCGGGAAACCGCCAACCAGCAGGGAAAGCCCCCCCCCAGAGUUCAAGAUCACCGCCCAGUUCCUGGAGAGUCGGUAGACGGUUUCCUGGCUGGCGUCCACAUCGAAGACGUGGUCGAAGAUCACCUGCAGAGAAGGGACUCAAACGUUUUCCUGGGCAAGGACAAGGCCUUCACCUUCGACCACGUGUUCGAUGUGGACGCCAGCCAGGAAACCGUCUACCGACUCUGCACCGAGCGGCUGGUGGAGGGAUGCCUGCAGGGCUACAACGCCACCGUGUUCGCAUACGGACAGACGGUGAUGAUCGCCUGCAUCAGCCCGUCGGACCGGGACUUCAUGGAGACGCUGAACACGCUGAAGUACGCGAACCGGGCGCGGAACAUAAAGAACCGGGUGGUGGUGAACCAGGACCGGGCCAGCCAGCAGAUCAGCGCCUUAAGGGGGGAACUGGCCCGGCUGCAGGUGGAGCUGCUGGAGUACCGCACGGGAAAGCGGCUGGUGGGCGCGGACGGCGUGGAGGGCGUGAACGACCUGGUGCAGGAGAACGCCAUGCUGCAGACGGAGAACAACCACCUGCGGGUCCGCGUUAAAGCCAUGCAGGAGACCCUGGACACCCAGAAGAACCGACUGGCCCAGGUUCUGAGUCAGGAGGCCCGGCAGAACCUGGCCGGGGCAGUCGCCUCUUGCCUGCUCAGAUUAUAUUAUAUUUAUAGGAAAACCUCUUUAAAUGGACUUGAACUGGACUCUGUGUUUCUGGUUCUAAUGGCUAAACUGGUACUUGGUCUGCUGGGCCUGAACUGGACCCUGUAUUCUGGUUGUGCAGGGCCUGAAAUGGUUCUAAUGGCCUAA
Messenger RNA from Menidia menidia (Atlantic silverside), 939 nucleotides. Lineage: Eukaryota; Metazoa; Chordata; Actinopteri; Atheriniformes; Atherinopsidae. The record is from the annotation of a GenBank genome assembly.